Molecule: messenger RNA, 7355 nt
Organism: Leptidea sinapis
Lineage: Eukaryota; Metazoa; Arthropoda; Insecta; Lepidoptera; Pieridae
Product: sorting nexin-13-like
Exons: 23
Coding region: 101-3094 (997 amino acids)
Cellular component (GO): early endosome
Molecular function (GO): phosphatidylinositol binding
Source: RefSeq, a predicted model, not a curated record
UGUUGAAAAAUUAUGUUUUGCAAGAAUAAAUUGUGUAUUGUUUUUGUGGAUUAUUUUUAUGUAUUUGUCGAUCUGAUGUCGCCUUAUUUAUUUUGUUGUGAUGGCGUAUAGAGUUUUGUCUUGGUUUGGCCUUAUUUCCGUCAUAACAAUAGCUUUAGCAGGCUUUGGUUUAUAUUUCGCAUUACUCGCUUUUAUAGUUUCAUUUAUAGUCGGAGUGGUUACAGUUUUACAUCUUAGUUUUGAUCCAAAGAAGAUAUUCUCAACAGACAUUGAUUGUCUGGAUCCACUUCAAUAUAACAACUUUCCAGUGUAUCCCCAAAAAGUUCUUGAAUUGUUUGAAACUGAAGAACUACCACCUAAGUUUGAUAGUAGAAUAACAGGUAGUGAAACUGUGGACUCAUUCUUGAAUGAAAUUAUAUCUAUUAUAAUAAAUGACUAUGUAACUAAUUGGUACGAAGUUUUGACAAAAGACCAGCAAUUCACAUCACAUGCAAUCAGACAGUUGGUUGUGGAAAUUAGUGCUAAACUGGCCAACAGAAUAAAGUGUGUGGACUGGAUUUAUCUACUCUCAACAAAAUUUCCUGAGGAACUCACAUCACAUCUAAAAUUAUUUAAACAGUCAAGGGUAAGAUUAAAACAUCUUCAAUUAUUGAGUGCCAAAGAGGUUGCUAAUGGUACAGCAAAAUUGAGUCCGAAUAAAGGUGAUGAUAGAAGAACUCAUCGCAGGAAUAAAAGUGAAACUGACUUGUCAUGGUCUCCAGAUGCACAAUCGGUUGGAAAGUCGAAAUUCUAUGGCAGCUCUGAAAACAUAGGAAGUAACAAUUUGCGAGAUAUGUUUUUUGAUUUGGAAUGUGCCAUGGAAAAUAAACAGAUAUGCAGAGACACAUUUUGCACAGAAUCUGAAAAAGAAUAUGCAUUAUUAUGCGAAGUCUCCGAAGCCAUACUAUAUUUAGUGGCACCAGAGGAUGCAUGGAAGUGUCAUGCAUUGAAGCUUUUCUCUAUAGAAUUGAUAUCAGCAGUUGUGUUGCGGCCUGUUAUAAACAUGCUGAGUGACCCAGACAUUAUUAACAGAGCUAUCAUAAGAACUUGUUGCCGGGAUUCGUGCCUCUCCUCAGAGUUAUUUCUCUUGAUUAUAAGAACGUAUAGUGACGCUGAAGAGUUGGACGCCACAUUGGAACUGGUUCAAAAAGACAUACAAAAACUACACUCAAGAGACAGCGCCGGUGAGUGGGAGCUACCUGAUCGACAGAAACUGUCAUCGUUGCAGUAUCUAACAAGAAUUAUACAAGCCAGGAGAGCCACCUUAGGACCCCAGGAAGAUUCCAACAACGCGAACGCAGACAAAGUAUCAGAGGAGGUGUUGCGAUCGUUGAAGUUUCUGCGAGCAACCGCUGCUUGGAGAUCAAACGCGCAGUACUUGUUGGAAAUUGAGAUGAACGAGGCUGAUGCACCUCAGACUUCGAGAGCAGUUAUCGACAAUCUGCGCUCUUCGGCGCUCGAGAUCUGCGACAUGUAUUUGGCGCCCAAUAGGUCGGUGAUGGGCGUGCCUGAGAGCUGCCACGCCGACAUGGUGAGGAAGAUCACCACCGAGGGAGAGGAAUUCACCAACAACCCGCCCGCCUGCUUUGAUGAAGUGCAGAAAUGUGUUUGUGAUGCUUUAGAAGAAGAUCCGACAUGGCAAUCCGACUUUAUGAUGGAUGGUGAAAACGAUAGUACCGUUAAAAGUCCUAGCGACUUAAAAAAAGAGGCUAAGAGUGAUGGCAAGAAAUAUGGGGAAAAAUGCAAGAAACUCAUGAAGACAUGUUUCAAUAGAUUGCCAAAACUAUUCCAAAAGUCCAAGUACAGAUAUGAAUCCCCAACCAAAUCCUUCACCUUUCCCCGCUCAAUCACACGAAGUAUACCCAUAAACAAGAACCACACUAUGCCUAAAUGUGCCAGCGGAGCAUCGAAUCUUUCGUCGGCCAAUUCGAGUAACUUGUCAGUUUCACAUUCUGAGAUAAGCCAGAGUGCGAAAAAUUUCUUGUCACCAUUAACCGCAUAUAUUAUUGAGACAGCCUUAGUACAAGACAAGGGGCGGACGUUUGGUAUCUACGCAAUAGCUGUCACUAGAGCCUCGGACAAUGAAGUGUGGCAUAUAUAUAGGAGAUACAGUGACUUUUAUGACUUGCACUCUGCUGUCAAAGAGAAGUGGCCUGAACUAGCAAACCUGCCGUUCCCCGCAAAGAAAACAUUUCAAAAUACGUCUAGAACGGUUCUCGAAAGUCGCAAACGAGUGUUAAAUAGUUACUUACAAAGUCUGACGAUAAAGGCGAGGGAUGCGAGGUACAUCACUCUGCUGUCUCCAGAGUAUUUGGGAGGGUUUCUGAGUCCGGAGAUACAAACUGAGAGGCAUGGCAACACUAUCGACGCAUUAUUAGUAAACUCUAUAAAAGCUGGAAUGAGGACACUGAAAAGCAUGCCCGAUCAGUUUGUGAACACUGUCGACGGUGUCAUGGAUGGCAUAUCAAAGGUAUUUCAGGGUAAAAGUGGCGGGAGUUUUGACAGUAUUACCCGUGACAGUUCCGCUGAAGGUCAGGAUGAUGGCGACGAAAGUGUUCCACUAAAAUUACUUGAAGAAGUCCUAGGAAUCAGGGGCUUGUGGCUCAGGAGACGUCUGCUGGCGCCCGUCAGGACUCUCAUCGCAGACCGCGUUAAUAAGAAGGUUCUAGAACUGGUCUCGUCGUUAACGUCGCCGCGGAACGUGGUCCAGUAUUUGAAAUAUUUUAAACAAUGGCUAACAAAUCGCAACAACCCAGUUUCCAAUGAGAGGGAUUCACAGACCAAGGCGCGCACCAGGGUCGCAGCUAAAGUGGCACUCCUUGCAGCUGCUUCAGAUGAUCUCAAACACAUAGUGGGUACCGACGCGGCGCGGAGAGGUCUACUCACAGUUUUCGACUUGUUCCAAACGCAAGAAAUCAACAGGCGAUUGAUAUACGUACUUUUGGAAGUUACACUGUGUAAUAUUUUCCCCGACAAUAACAUACCAGAACUGUUCAAGAAACUGUAUGCUAAUUCACCUCGAGUGAACCCACAGAAGAAAUCUGUUAACGUUUAGUUGGUAUUCCAAAUCUAAAACUGAAAGAUGUUAUUGUAAUAAUUUUAUGAAUGUAUGCUGCCUUGGUACUAGAGGUAUCAUCAUAUUAUGUUUUAUUAUGCGGUAGCUAUCGUUCAACCCCAGCUGUGAAUCAAUGUGAUUCUGUGACCAUUUUUUUGUUAUAUUUUAUUAUAAUUAAUAAUAAAUAAGGAACGAGGAACUCUACACGACGUUGCCUAUGUAAAGGUCAUGAAAUAGAAGAUUAGGCCUUCAGGGGAUGGUAAUAUAAAUAUUUCUUAUAUCAUCUAUACGUCUAGAUAGACUAUGACAGCUGUGAAAACGUCGAAAAUACAUGAGUUUAGAGUUAGCCUCUAUUUUGAGCAAUGCACUAACACAAAGUGUCAUACAAAUCGCGAGUGUAACACUUAGCUUGUCACGCACACUAAAGUAUUAAACCUGGCCUGUUUUUAUAGGUUGUCUGACAACAAGAGACUCUAUCUUGACGUAUAUAUUAUCUAAGAAAUAUUUGUUUUAUGGGUUUUUAUCAUUAUGGAACGAACAGUUACUAUCAUAUAACUGCCUAAACAAACUGCGCCUGGGAGCCUGAGAACUAAUUUCCAUGUUUGUAGUAGACUUACUGGACACAACCAGACUGAUAACAACGUGGUCUGGUAUAAAUAAGGUUAAUAAUUGUGGACCGCAUCAAAGAGUAGCCGUUAAUUUUGAAUCGGGCGAAAAUUUAACACACUAUGUUAUAUACAUAUAUUAUUAUAUAAUGUCCAUUCACGGAUCUCUAUGAGGGAAAUACAUGUAUGUAUGUCCGGUUUAAUGUGAUGGUAAUAACAUUUGGUGCUAAUGUUACAAAAUGAUAAAUAACAUGUUUAUGUUACAUGUUGAGGACGACCGGAUCAUUAUUUUAGAAUUCUGUUCUCAGAGUUAGAAUAUACUAGCGUGUACAUCAACUGACAGCCCGAUAACGCGUGAAUAAUUUUAAAUUGUCAAUGUGUGCGUUAGCUAGUGGUUUAAUAUCUAAAAUUCGAAGGAGCUAAUGCCAAGAGUGACUGACUUUUUACAGUAACAAACACUGACCCGUAUAAAUACCACUGGACAGGCUGUUCCACAUGUUUGACAGCAAUUUUUUGUGCCUAUUUGAAGCGUCACUCGCGAGCGUCCAGAGAACUAAUUUUCGUUCGUUUUCCGUGUUAUUUAAACUUGAGGACUCAGCGUAAUAAAGUACAUAAUUUUUUGUUAGUUUCCCACCAUCAUAGAUGAGUGGUUAGCCGAGGUCGUCAUCAAUUAUUUUAGUACCGCAGACUCUCGCUAUGUCCAACAGCACCAAAAUGGCAAAUAUCAAACAGGCCAAGAGCACUUUGACAUCCGCCAGCCCAGUGGUUAAUAGUAGAGGUCAGUGAUAACAAUAGAUUUGCUUUCCUCUUCUUUCUUGAUUGUAUCUCCGUUAGAGAUGUUCUUCUCUCGAGCACUAGUAUAUUGUAGGUUUUAUUCUGAUCAAAGUGAUUUCUAUUAUUAUUAUGAAUUUUAAUAAUAUGAAUUUCUGAUAUUGAUGAUGAACAAUUUUUUUAUUGUAUUUAUGUUUUCCAUUAACUUUUAUGCUCUAAUAAUUAUAAAUAGAUCCUUUUAACAAAUUAUAUUUUGAUUAUAAAAAUGGCAAAUAUGUAUGAAGACUCUCGUAGCUUAGGAAGUUUUUUAAAUUGAUAUUAUGAAUUUUUAAAAACUUUAUUCUAUAUGCGACAGUAUAAAAUAUGAUUUCGAAUGAAUAUUAUGUAAUUCAUUCUAGUUUUUUUUUGUAUUUGAACAUCAUAAAAAACUUACCAAAAGACAAAACACGUGAACAUCAGUCAAGUCAUUAUAAUAUUAUUGUUUUGGUAUUAACACAUGCAUUUGAUUUCUAAUUGUACUAAACAAUAUGUAAUAUUUUUUAAAGAUACCGUCUAUUGUGGUAGUUAUUGAAAGUAUUGCGUGAAGAGACUUCGAGUAGAUUUAAUAUAUUGUAUAAAGUAGAAUGUACAGUGCGGUAAUAGUUAUUUAUGCAACUGUUGUGUAAUAAGGGGUAUUAAAACACGAAUGUGGAUUUAUCUCACGAGGCGAAGCCGAGUGUGAUAAUAGUAUCACAUGAGUGUUUUAAUACCUACUUAUUAACAGUUGCAUACAAGACUUUAUCUACACCCAGAAUAUAAAUCCUCUAAAAUAUUCUGGAACAGUUAGCUUACUGCUAACUUUAAAACACCAGUCCUAAUAGUAACCUAAAUCAUUCGUUACUGAUUAUAUACAAAUAAAAUAAGUAUUAAUGAAACAAUUAUUUAUUUUAGUAGUAAUUUACAUUUUGUAUAGUGCAAUAAUUAAAAUUCACUCGAAUAUAAUGUUCUUUUGCAGCGUUUAAAAUGAAUCGCUCAUUUUUUGUAAACAAAACAAUAAAAAUAUCGAAGAAAAAUGGCGGGGUUUCGAAUAACCUACUAUUUUUUUUUAAGCGCGCGACGUUCUGGCAGUGUGGAGCGCGCGUAAACGAAAAUGUUCUUUUUUUGAAAUUCAUACAGAUACCACGCAUCGAGCAAUAAGAAUGUGGCUGUAAGUUGAAACUCUUUGUGCAUGAAGGGAUAAAAAAAACAUAGGAGUGUUGUUAUGAAAUUCAGUACAACAUUACAACACUCUUUUGGGUGAUGUAAUGGUUAUUAGAACAUUGGGUGUUUUAAUGUUGGCAAUAAGCUAACUGUUUCAGAAUCUUUAAUAGAGGAUUUAAAGUAUGGGUGUAGAUAAAGAUCUAAAAUGUACAUGGCCAAUAGGAGAACUACAGACGACAUUUUGAAUCAUGUCACUUUUGACAUUCCAUUGUCACAUGGGUUAUUAUUAUUUUAAUUUUGCUUAGAUCAAACGAAUAGAUAUACUGUGACAGCUGUGAAAACGUCGAAAAAAUAGAGGUUUACAGUACCUUCUAUUUUGAGCAAUGCACGUACCCUAACACAAAGUGACAUUCAAAUCGCGAGUGUAAGACGUAGCUUGUCACGCACACUAAGUAACAAACCUGGCCAUCUUUCAUUGGUUGUCUAACAGCAAGAGGCUCUAUUUAGACGUAUAAAUUAUCUAAGCUAUUUUGAUUAUUACAUAGAUAAAAAGCAACAAAUUUUGCUCUAAACAUAAUUUAUUUUGUAUUCGAUUAUAUACGAAUUAAUUUUGAUGAGACAAGUUCACAAAAGCUUCGACAUAAUCAAAUUAUCAUAUUUUCGUUUUACCAAGUUUAAUAUACCUUAUAAGUUUAUUAUAAUUAAAGAAUCAGUUUUACGUUUCCCUAAAACCAGAUCCAAAGAGCAUUUUUUUUAUUUCUGAUGGCGUGAAGUGCAAGCCCAUUUAGCCAACCCAGAAGACAUUUAAGAUCUUUGUUGUUACUAUAUUUAAAAAUUAAUGUUGCCAACUGUAAAUUAUGAUAGGUUAAUAAAAUGUGAUAAUACGUACCUAAUUAGGAAAAUAUUUCAAUACAUGUUUAAUGUUUCAUAUGUAUUUUGUAGAUAAUUAAUUGUAACAGGCUACAAUGUUUUGCAAACUAAAAAACAAACAAAUAACUUCCCUAUCGGCGAUUUAUUAGAUUAUUCAAUGUUUAUUUAGUUUUUUUUUUAAUUAUUUACAUAACAUGUACGUUCAACAUGAAUAUACAUUUGUUUCUCGUUUCAUAUUUUUAAAAACUUUAUUUGAUGUCUAAAUGAGGGUAGCGUAAAAUUUUUGGAGAUUUUCGUUAAAAAAAAUCCAUAAUUUGUCUAAUUUAAAUCCUCAUGCGUUGAAAUUAAAAUUUACUUACCUUCUUACAUUUAUUUAAUUUGUAUAGCAACGUAUACAGACAUAACUCAAAUUCUACUUCGCGACAUAUAAAUCUAUUUAUGUUUUUUUCCCCAAUACUAUAAUCGUAAAGAAGUAACGCCUUUGAAAUUUAGACGAAACAAAAUUAUUUACAUGAAAUAUAAUUAUUGUAACCUUUGACAUAAUAUAGUGUAAUUUUUUAAAUUUCUAUUUUUAAUAUGAAAUUGUAAAUCUUUUAUUAAAAAUAAGCCACACACAAAAUUUAUACAGACUCAUUUUUAUAUAUUUCAUAUAUAUUGAAAAGUUAGUAUAAUUUUCUUUAUAUUUACUAUAAAUUCGAAAUUGUAAAGUAAAAUGUGCCUAAUAUGAAUGCAUCGUAUAAAAUAAACAUUCCAAUACAACUUUGAGUUGUAUGCCAAUAUUUAUUGUAAUAACUGUAAGUAACUUAUCGAAUAUUAAAAUAAAACGUUCAAAUUGA